AUGGAAAGGGAAGGCGCCGGAACCACCGUUCCCGAAACGACGUCGCUGUUCCCCGUUCGUCCUCAAUCCUCCACCGGCGACGAGGAUAACGCUCCGGAAUGGCUUCGGAACACCAGCUUCACCACCGACCUCACCGUCAUAAACGACGCCGUAUCCACCCACUAUCAGCAAUCUCAACUCGAAGAAUUAUCGUCGGAAGAAGACGAAGAAAGGGCAGAGAAAAGUAAAGAAAAAUUGGCGCGUCCACAAUAUGAGUUGAUAGACUCGUCCGCUUCGGAUCGUGGCUCGUACAGUGAUGACGAAGAAAUGACAGAGAAGAGGAAAAAUCGGAAGAGGAAGAAGAAGAAGAGGAGAAGAAGGGAAUUAUCUAGUAAUGUAGCCUCAUUGCAUGAAUACGGACUCGCAUCCUCUUCUUCUUCUUCUCGAAAACCUGAUAUUCGAGCUUGGGCUUCUUCUACUUCAGAUACUACUGGUAGUACUAAAGAGUAUUACUUUGAUUCUAAGGGCGACCGCGAUAAUUUGGCCUUCGGUUGUAUUUACAGGAUGGAUGUGGCUCGCUACAAGCUCAAAAAUUCAAGAAAAUUUUCUGAUCUUAGCUUCUAUAGACGGAGACAGAAGAGCUCAGUCUUGGAUGGAGAUGAUGAUAUUGAUGGACUGAAUGGUAAACUUAGAUUGGAGGGUCGUUAUUGGUCAGCAAUGUUUGCUGCACUAGAGCGGCAUAAGAACUUGAAGCGAAUUAGGGUUCUUGCUCCUCAAAAGAUCGUUCCAACUGUAGCUGCUGAAUUCAUCCCUUUAUCGGAUGAUGGGGGUCCCAAUUUCAGAUCUUCAGGGGAUAAAGUAGUUGAGGAGUCAUGGGAAGAUGAGGUUUAUCGUAAAACCAAGGAGUUUAACAAGUUGACAAGAGAAAAGCCGCAUGAUGAGAAAGUUUGGUUAGCUUUUGCUGAUUUUCAAGACAAGGUGGCCAGGAUGCAGCCACAGAAGGGUGCUCGUCUGCAGACUCUUGAAAAGAAGAUUAGUAUACUGGAGAAGGCAACAGAACUAAAUCCAGAUAACGAAGAUUUAGUUCUUUCUCUUAUGAAAGCUUAUCAGAGUAGGGAUAGCACUGAUGUUCUGAUUGGUAGAUGGGAGAAGAUACUUGUGCAGAAUUCUGGGAGUCACAGGUUAUGGAAGGAGUUUUUGCAGGUUAUUCAGGGUGAAUUCUCUAGAUUUAAGAUAUCUGAGAUGAGGAAAAUGUAUGCCAAUGCAGUCCAAGCUCUAUCUGGUGCAUGUAGCAAGCAGUAUAGGCAGGUUCAACGACAUACUACUGGACCUUCUUCUGAUCCAGAACUUGUUCGUCUAGAACUUGGUUUAGUUGAUAUAUUUCUUAGCCUUUGCCAUUUUGAAUGGCAGGCUGGGUACCAUGAGUUGGCUACUGCUUUAUUUCAGGCAGAGAUUGAAUAUACUUUGUUUUGUCCAUCUUUACUUCUUAGUGAGCAAAGUAAGCGAAGACUUUUCGAGCAUUUUUGGAACAGUAAUGGUGCUAGAGUUGGGGAAGAUGGUGCUCUAGGCUGGUCAACAUGGCUGGGAAAAGAGGAAGAACAGAGGCAGAAGAUUGUUAACGAGGAGCUAUCUCAUAAAGCUGAAGAGGGUGGUUGGACAGGUUGGUCAGAUCCGCCGUCUAAAACCAAGGAUAUGAUGGAAGCUCUGGAAAAUGAUAGAGUUAGUGACAUGGCUAUUGAGGAAUCUGGUGAUGUCUCUGCAAGAGAUGAUGAGCAGGAUGAUGAUACUGAAGCUUUGUUGAAAAAGCUUGGCAUUGAUGCUUCUGCUGAUGCAAAUAAUGAGGUCAAAGACACUAAGACAUGGACUAAGUGGUCAGAAGAAGAGUUGGCAAGGGACUCUGAUCAGUGGAUGCCUGUUCGCACAAGAUCUGCUGGGGCUCCUCAUCAUGAUGAUGCAGAAGCUGAUGAGCAACUGUUGAGAGUAAUUUUAUAUGAAGACGUGACAGAUUACCUAUUUACGUUGAUUUCCGAGGAAGCUCGUUUGUCUCUUGUUUCUCAGUUCGUUGAAUUCUUUGGUGGACGAAUUUCUCAAUGGGCUUGCACUAAUAGUUCAAGUUGGGAUGGGACUACACGGAGUUUAGAUGCUUUUUCGUAUUCUAUCCUAGACAACUUGAGAAAAGUGCACAAUAUUCUGACUGAAAAGCAAAGCAUUCCAAUGAGUAUGCCUUUGGAAUGUCUUCUAAGCAGCUCGGAUGACAUUUCCAUGAGGACUAGUAUGAUGAAAUUUGUUCGAAAUGCUUCCUUGCUUUGUUUGAGUGCUCUUCCACAAAACUACGUUUUGGAGGAAGCUGUUCUUGUUGCUGAAGAGCUAUCAAACACACGAAUGAAUUCAUUGGUGUCUCCCGUUACUCCAUGCAGAGCUUUGGCAAAGAGCCUUUUGAAAAAUAAUCGACAGGACGUGUUGUUAUGUGGUGUCUAUGCACGAAGGGAGGCCGUCUCUGGCAAUAUUGACCAGGCAAGAAAGAUUUUCGACAUGGCAUUGCUAUCUGUUGGAGGGCUUCCAUUGGAUGUUCAGUCAAAUGCAUCUCUUUUGUAUCUGUGGUAUGCUGAGAUGGAGAUUUCAAAUAAAUCAGUUGAUAGAUCGGAAUCAUCACUUAGGGCUGUGCACAUUCUAUCUUGCUUAGGAUGUGGGGAAAAAUACACUCCAUAUAGUAGGCAAGCUUCCAGUUUACAACAGCUGAGAGCACGACAAGGGUUCAAAGAACGAAUACGAAUGCUAGGUCCACUAUGGGCACGUGGUAGAAUAGAUGAUUUUUCCACUGCUGUCAUAUGUUCAGCUGCUCUAUUUGAAGAACUGACAACUGGUCCAGCUGCUGCUAUUGAAAUUCUGGAUCAGGCAUUCACAAUGGUGCUUCCUGAAAGGAGGCGGCAAAGUUACCAGCUUGAAUUUUUGUUCAACUAUUAUGUGAAGAUUCUUUGCAAAUAUCACCAGGAAAUGAGGUUCUCAGAGAUAUGGGAUGCUAUUGUGAAAGGGCUGCAGAUGUAUCCUUUCAGUCCUUACCUGUAUAGUGCCUUGGUUGAAAUUAGCCACCUUCAUACUUCCCCAAAUAAAUUGCGCUGGAUUCUUGAUGAUUUCUGUAGCAAGAAACCAUCUAUAGUUGCUUUCUUCUUCUCUUUGUUGUUUGAGAUGAGCAAAGGAGGCUUGCAGCAUAGAAUUCGUGCAAUAUUUGAGAGGGCAUUGGAAAAUGCUGCAUUUCGCAAUGUGGUGGUACUCUGGCGGUGCUACAUUGCCUAUGAAAGUGUUGUAGCACAUGAUUUCUCUGCUGCUAGAAGAGUUUUCUUUCGAGCAAUUCAUGCUUGUCCAUGGUCCAAAAAACUAUGGCUGGAUGGUUUCCUCAGACUAAAUUCUGUUCUGACUGCCAAGGAGCUCUCAGACCUGCAGGAAGUCAUGCGGGAUAAAGAACUCAAUUUGAGGACCGACAUCUACGAGAUCCUUUUACAAGAUGAGAUGGAAAUAUGAUAUGAGUUGUUUUAAAUAUGAUGCAGUUCAAUCUUGGACUAGUGCAACAGAUUAUUGGCUUACAAGUUAUGAUUCGCGGUUGCACUUGUGCUAUGAUGGAAACUAUUUCUUCUAUGGUGGUUUUUGGGUGGAUGGAUUUGAAAGAUGAUUGCUGCUGACUGUGGGAUGAGGAGUUGGCGCAGGCGAGGAUGAGUAAAGUACUGUUAAAUCGAUGUAGUACUAUACAUGUGUUUAUAUGGUUAGAAUGCUCCAAAAUUUUCAAGUCAUAUCUGGAACUAUAGAGUGAGCAAGUACUACUAGCUUCCAGGCUCAAGAGUGCCUGCAGAUUGCUUUUGCAAGAAAGAGAGACACAAGUGGGGGGGAAGCUCCGUUGUAAUAUAUUUGCUGAAUUAGUUGUUCUUUGGUGUUGUGGGCUAUUUUCCUGGGAAGUUGUAAAUAUGAUAGAACAGAUUUUUGGUGUCACCUGAGUUCAGUUGUGAGAAAAAUGUCUUUAGAUUAAACGAACGUCAUUAGUCAAUGAAAAAUCUUUGUUGUGCC
Molecule: messenger RNA, 4035 nt
Organism: Coffea eugenioides
Lineage: Eukaryota; Viridiplantae; Streptophyta; Magnoliopsida; Gentianales; Rubiaceae
Product: protein NRDE2 homolog
Exons: 10
Coding region: 1-3498 (1165 amino acids)
Biological process (GO): negative regulation of RNA catabolic process; RNA processing; regulatory ncRNA-mediated post-transcriptional gene silencing
Cellular component (GO): catalytic step 2 spliceosome
Molecular function (GO): protein binding
Source: RefSeq, a predicted model, not a curated record